Messenger RNA from Doryrhamphus excisus (bluestripe pipefish), 1891 nucleotides. RefSeq names its product interferon-related developmental regulator 1 (gene ifrd1). Gene Ontology annotation, cellular component: nucleus. The record is from RefSeq and is a predicted model, not a curated record. Lineage: Eukaryota; Metazoa; Chordata; Actinopteri; Syngnathiformes; Syngnathidae.
UAAAAAGUGGUCGGAACGCGUGACGUGUUCAGCACUGGCGUGUGAGGGAAAAUGUAUCGUCUCGGCCAACAGUCUUUCUCCAAGAUCGCUUUCAAUUCCUUUUUUUCCUCAGUGCCGCGGGACUAUUUUCACUUUGCGAGACAACACAAUAAAAGCUGGUCGUGUAUUGGCUGAUUUUGGAUCAAACUAGAUAUUUUGUUUUGACAAAGAAAAUGCGAAGGGCCAAGAAGAAGAGCGGCAGAGGGGGCCAGCAUGGAAACGUGCAGCCCUUCAGCGACGAGGACGCCUCUGUCGAGACGCUCAGUCAUUGCAGCAGCUUCAGUGAUAACACCAGUGUCGCAGAUGAAGGCGGAGAGGCCAAUGAGGACACAGCCCAGGAGGAUUUCCAGUACAAGCUCAAGGGGUUCAUUGACAGCACAGUGGAUAAGAGUGCUAAGACCAGACAGGGGGCGAUGGACGGGCUGAAGACGGCGAUGGCCACACGCAUCCUGUAUGAAUUCAUCUCGGAGAGAAGGAUGACAAUCACUGAUAGCAUCGAACGCAGUCUGAAGAAAGGUAAAGGUGAGGAGCAGCGAGCAGCAGCGUCUUUGGCCUGCCUGCUCUGCAUCCAGCUGGGCUCGGGCAUCGAGAGCGAGGAGGUCUUCAAGACCCUCAAACCCAUUUUCAAAAACAUCCUUGCGGACACCUCGGCGAACAUUCUCGGCAGACAGGCGGUGGCGACGAGUUUGGGCCUGUGUACUUUAGUGGCAGAAGAUGACGUGUUGGACGUGCGUGCCACCAUGGAGUGCUUCGAGAACCUCUUCACGCGCUCAUACGCUCGGGCUGAUGGUACAUGCCCUUCUGUCAACGCCCCCACCAGCCAGCUGCACACCAACGCUCUUCUGUCCUGGGCCCUGCUGCUCACCAUCUGCACGGCCAGCCAACUUAAAGACGUCUUGCACAAACAUCUGCCCAAGCUGCCAAGAUUGCUGGAGAGUGACGACGUCAACAUGAGAAUCGCAGCAGGCGAGACCAUAGCGCUGCUUUUCGAGCUAGCAAGAGACAUGGACCCGGAGUUUGAGUUUGAUGACUGGGACGAGCUGUGCGACAAACUGAGUGCUCUGGCCACAGACUGCAACAAGCAUCGGGCCAAGACGGAUAAGAAGAAGCAGCGCUCCGUGUUUAGGGACGUCCUUAAGGCUGUGGAGGAGGGCGACUUCCAAUCUGAGACCAUCCGCUUUGGGACAGAACGCAUGAGCAUCGACAGCUGGCUUAGAAAAAGGACCUAUGAUGCCUUCAGGGAGUUUGUGGGUGCUGGGAUGAAUUACCACUUGCAGGCUAAUGAGUUCAUCAGAGACGUGUUCCAACUCGGACCUCCCAUGCUGGUCGAUUCCGCCACAAUAAAGGCCAUGAAGAUCUCCCGCUUUGAGAGGCAUCUUCACAACUCUGCUGCGUUCAAAGCCCGCACCAAGGCCAGAAGCAAGUUUAGGGACAAGAGAUCGGACGUGGGCGACUUCUAAAAUUCCAGCACCCCCCUCAAGCCCCUCCCCCCCAUCCCUGCCACCCCUGCUUUAUUAUUAGAAUUUGUGCUCAUGUGUCUACACCUGUUUUUAAAGUACACAUACACAAAUGCAUCAUUUUUAAUAUAGAUCACACUACAUGUCGAAGUACAACCACGCUUGACUGUCAUACUGUACAUACUUUCCUCUAGGCUUGCUCUUAACCUUCAAUUCAACUGUAUUUAUUUUUGGUUUUGUGCCCUGCUACCCCCACCCCAGCCCUCCCCUCUUUCAUUAAUAUAUGUGUUAAGUUGCACAAAUUGUGUAGAAUUUGGUGUUUAUGAAUUGCAUUGGGUGUAUGAUCUAAAGGUAAAACUACAGUGAAAUAAAAAAUAUGGUGAAAAGCUGCAAAA